Nicotiana attenuata is the source of this 1648-nucleotide messenger RNA. Its product is annotated as retinol dehydrogenase 12-like. The transcript has a single exon. The record is from RefSeq and is a predicted model, not a curated record. NCBI's taxonomy places the organism in Eukaryota, Viridiplantae, Streptophyta, Magnoliopsida, Solanales, Solanaceae. Bases 24 to 1148 code for a protein of 374 amino acids.
CUCAAAUUCAUUAUUUCAAUAAAAUGGACUCAUCUUCUGCUGCUUUCACAUUAAUGAGGAAAGAAAAAACAGGAUUGGGAUGGAUAGAAUGGAUACAAGGAUGGUAUCGUUUGACAUAUGAAACACUAUUUCAAAAAAUCAAUGCUAGGAAUUUACAGGACCCUUUGCCUUUACCUCCUUUAAAUGGCCAAACUUGCAUUGUAACAGGAGCUACAAGUGGCAUUGGACUUGAAAUUGCUAGGCAAUUAGCAAAUUCAGGUGCACAUCUUGUCAUGGCUGUAAGAAACACAAAUCUUGCAUAUCAAAUCAUCCAAAAAUGGCAAAGAAAUGAACCCGACUCGAGGUCCCUAAGCAUCGAUGUUUUGGAACUCGAUCUCCUUUCUCUUGAAUCUGUCGUAAAAUUUGCACAAGAAUGGAACUCAAAAUCAAAACCCCUGCAUGGUCUAAUCAAUAAUGCUGGUAUUUAUUCCAUAGGACAACCUCAGAAAUUUUCUAAAGACGGGUACGAAACACAUUUACAAGUGAACCAUCUUGGCCCGGCAUUACUCUCUAUUUUGCUCUUGCCUUCACUAAAAAGAGGUGCUCCAAGUAGAAUUAUUAAUGUGAAUUCACUUCUGCAUACAGUUGGUUUUGUUGAUUCCCAAGAUAUGAAUUUUAUAACCAAGAAGAAUAAGUUUACGAGUCGAAAAGCUUAUUCAAAUAGUAAGCUGGCACAAAUUAUGUUUAGUAGUAUGCUUCAGAAAUACAUACCAACUGAUGCUGGAAUUUAUACGUUGUGCGUAGAGCCAGGAGCUGUACGGACAAAUGUAACGAGGGAUCUUCCGUGGAUUUUGAAUAUUCUUUAUCAGAAAAUGUUUUUUUUCAUGUUUGAUGCUCAACAAGGUUCAAGAAGUGCACUUUUUGCUGCUACUGAUGUUGAUAUCUUAAAAUAUUGUGAUAAGUUGAAGGCAGAAGAGCGGCCUGUUUGUGCCUUCAUUGGUUGCCAUUGUAAACCUACGAAUCCUAGUAAAGAAGCAUAUAAUGUGGGAAGUUGUCAACAAGUGUGGGAGAAGACAUUACAAAUGGUUGGUCUUUCUAUAGAUGCUGUUGACAUGAUUUUUCAAGGAAAAGAAAUUCAUUGCCGAUAUGAGACUAACAAAGAUCAGUAAGCAUAUAUAGCCAGAGGUUGAUUCAGGAUUUCAAGAGGAUGGGUGCACUAUUAUAAAAAGGUGGAUCUAGAAUUUAUAUUUGACGAGUUUAAUUUUAGUCUCUUAUCAUGAAUCCACUACACUUUUGAAAUUAUAGGUUCAAAAUUUUAUUCAUUUUAGUGAUAUAUAUAUAUAUAUAUAUAUAUAUAUAUAUAUAUAUAUAUACCGUGUCGAAAACAAGGCUGCUCAGAGUGGGAUUUGAAUUGCCAAUUUAACUUGCAGUGGUGCACUCAAUAAUAAUUGCACCAUAAGAGUCUAUGAGCAUGUGUUCACGCACAUAUAUUUAAGUAAUUUUGAAGAAAUAUAACAUUGUUAUACAUGGUUUAGGGAGAGGAGUACGGGUUCACGUGAACCCAUAUCCCUCAACUUGUAUACGCCUCUGCAUAUAGCUCCUGUUUAUACCCAAAAAAUAACUAUUUAUCCUAUUUGUACAGUAUAAUUUUCCGAAGAAGAUCCGCAGU